Eupeodes corollae is the source of this 1043-nucleotide messenger RNA. RefSeq lists its product as uncharacterized. The coding region runs from base 12 to 1043 and encodes 343 amino acids. The record is from RefSeq and is a predicted model, not a curated record. Lineage: Eukaryota; Metazoa; Arthropoda; Insecta; Diptera; Syrphidae. The transcript has 2 exons.
UUCAUUAAGAAAUGUCAUCUUCAACUCAUAGUGAAAUUGAAAAAGAUUUUGAAAAUUUUCUAAAAUUUUGUAAGCAGAAAAAUUUAACUACAAAAGACCUUCAACAAAUUUAUCAACCUCUCCUAUCUACUUGGAGAUGGAGAUUUUGGAAAAGAAUUGGGAUAGUUCUCUUUGUGGCGAGUGUCAUAUGGUGGCUGUGCUGUAAUGUGGAAGUGUUAAAUUGGUCACUGAGUGCUGUUGGAAGACUUAUUUUAAUCGAGUUGUUACCAUUUUGGAAUUGGACACCAUUGUAUAAGGCAAAGUGUUUGGUGGAUAAAAACAUUGCAGAGAAAGUGGAAACAGCUUCAUCGUCAGCAUCUUUAGGUCUUGGAAAAUAUGAAACGGAUAAAAUGAACUGUUUUCUGUGUGAAAAGCUUGAAUUUCUGCCAACUCGUACAAAUGUGACGUAUUCAAUGAUCGAACAGAACUAUCUGGAAAAAGGUCUUCCUGUUGUUAUCCAUGACUCUCAUCCAACUCAAAAACUGGAAAAUAUUCUUUCACAAAUUUUCGAAGCUCCAAAUGAUUACCUCAACAGCUUGCCAUGCAAUAUUGAAACAAAUCUUCUAAUGAAACAUUUUUUCUCCAUCGAAACGGCUUUGGGUAAAAUUUCUGAAAGUUUACCAACUGACGAAUGGUUUUUACAAUUUCGAAAUUGUAAAUUUGAUGCUGUUAAGGCAUCAAGAAAAUUCAUCAAAAGGCCAUACUACUAUCCUCUUCACUUUGAACCAUUUUACUCGAGCUGGAUUUUGAUGUCAAACAAUUAUAAGGCAGCGGGUAAGGAAUUGAUCUUACAGGGCCUUGUUUUUGUUCAGCAGUUAAGUGGAGAAAUUUCGAUAACAUUAAUUCCGAAAUCACCAUGUGAGAAAUUGUGCUUGGAAAUUGAGUUUGUGCUGAUGGCUGGAGAAGGAUUGGUAUUUUCCACUGAUUUAUGGAGUUUUAUGUAUAAGCCUGUUGGAACUUUGAAUACAGUAUCGACUAUCAUGGAAAUCGAUUGGCUGUACUAA